This is a messenger RNA of Tricharina praecox, 564 nucleotides long. RefSeq lists its product as uncharacterized. The coding region runs from base 1 to 564 and encodes 187 amino acids. The record is from RefSeq and is a predicted model, not a curated record. The transcript has a single exon. Lineage: Eukaryota; Fungi; Ascomycota; Pezizomycetes; Pezizales; Pyronemataceae.
AUGCGUAUGCAUUCCUCCAUCCUCAUGGUCCUCUGGACCAUCUCCAGCAUCACCACGGCGGCUCCCUCCGGCUUCGACGUUUCUCCCGAAUUCUCCGGUAUCCCUGAGGAAGUCGACAUCUUCAAGCUCGCGGGGGUCAUCGACCCGACCUCGAAAACAUUGGCGUACUCUCCGGCGCCGAUCGCCAGCUUCACCCACGGAACGUACAGCUUCUCACUUAUAUCUCGCAUCGCCGGCACGCCGAACCCAUUCUACUCCGUCACCUGCGAGACCUCGGAGGCGUCGCCGUCUAUCGACGAGAUCGACGGCUGCAUCGCGAUCCUGGACGCCAAGGAGGCUUGCUGGCAAGGAAACCGCUGGGACUCAAAGUGCAGCAAGCUCGUCACCAUGAAGGGCGGAGAAGUCUCGCUGUGUGGAUCCAUCACCCGCGUCGACUGCAAGUUCGUCGUCUGGGCGAUCAGCCGCGUGAGGAAUGUCUGUGCUUGGUCGGAACUCUCGAAGGCGGGUGGUUACUUCAGUUUCGAUGUGACUAGCAAGUUGAAGGUGCGCGCGGUGGUUCAUUAA